This is a messenger RNA of Racocetra persica, 133 nucleotides long. The record is from the annotation of a GenBank genome assembly. NCBI's taxonomy places the organism in Eukaryota, Fungi, Glomeromycota, Glomeromycetes, Diversisporales, Gigasporaceae.
AUGACUCGAAUGGAUCGAUGUUGCGGUUGCAUUCCUAUGAGACCGGGUGUUAUAACUAUAGCACUUCUUAGCUUAGCUGGAGGAAUACUUGGUCUUAUCCAAAAUAUUCAGCUUCUUACAGAUUAUUAUUAUU